UCAGCUCACUUCCUCAUAAGUUUGUCGCAGCGUGAAGCCUUUCUUUCUCCGCUUUUUAAACCUUUCACCUGAUUAACUUUUUAAAGGUUUAAGUGUUUUAUAAACACUUUAACCUCAGUUUCUUCCCUUACAUUUAUACUUUUAUUACUUUAUACCGUAUGGACGCAUUUUAAUCACGGAAUAGAUAGGCUACGAUAAGGUCUGCAGUCUACUAUGGAUGAGGAGAGAGAAGAGGGGGGUCCUACCUCUAAGACCACUCUGUCUGGGAAACAUGGCCGCCGGAGCAAAGCUAAGAGCCCAGAGAAGCAGGAGAGAGCAGACUCCCCUGGACCCAGCUGUGUCUCCAUGAAGAGUGGCUGGUCUAUGGAUCCACCUGUUAGUUUUAAAGAUGGAAAUCAGUCUAUCAAGAAGAGAGUCCAGCAGGAGAGAGCAGACUCCCCUGGACCCAGCUGUGUCUCCAUGAAGAGUGGCUGGUCUAUGGAUGUACCUGUUAGUUUUAAAGAUGGAAAUCAGUCUAUCAAGAAGAGAAGAGUCCAGCAGGAGAGAGCAGACUCCCCUGGACCCAGCUGUGUCUCCAUGAAGAGUGGCUGGUCUAUGGAUGUACCUGUUAGUUUUAAAGAUGGAAAUCAGUCUAUCAAGAAGAGAAGAGUCCAGCAGGAGAGAGCAGACUCCCCUGGACCCAGCUGUGUCUCCAUGAAGAGUUACCGCUCUAUGGAUAGACCUGUUACCUUUAAAGAUGGACGCCCCUCCAGAGAGGAGAGCCCAGAGCAGCAGCAGAGAACAGACCCCCCUGGACCCAGCUGUGUCUCCAUGAAGAGUGACCACUCUAUGGAUGUACCAUUGGUGUUUAAAGAUGGACGUCCCUCCAGAGAGGAGAGACACCAGAUGACGUCAAAGGUUACCAGUGCUCAGUCUCUGCAACAUCAAACAGAGCUGAUCAAGGUGGGUAAAUGUCCACCGAGACGUUUGACUUCAGCUCUCCAUGAACAUUAGAAAGCAUCUCUUGUCCAGCAGGACGUGAAUCCAGGACAGAUGCUUCUGAUGUCCUCA
Gadus morhua (Atlantic cod) is the source of this 1050-nucleotide messenger RNA. RefSeq lists its product as uncharacterized. NCBI's taxonomy places the organism in Eukaryota, Metazoa, Chordata, Actinopteri, Gadiformes, Gadidae. The record is from RefSeq and is a predicted model, not a curated record. The coding region runs from base 214 to 993 and encodes 259 amino acids. The transcript has 8 exons.